GGGUCAGAUUUCCAGAGGAGUGCGACCCCUGACCCGCUGACGAACGUCCUGUUUGUGCGCAGCCUGCGCGCGCCCGCUGCUCUAAACACACAACACCAGCACGCGACCGCUGGCAGAGGCCGAUCCGCAUUAUCUACAAAUCAUCUGCCGAGCUGUGGGAAGUCCAACAAGUUAUGCCUCCCUAAUAUCUCAGCAUCCUUCCCAGCAGUAGGAAAAAAGGAGAAGCUAAACAAGCAAAAGUUUUCCUCUGACUCGCGAAAAGAGGAGUCGACAUGGAUGAAAAGGAGCUGUUUGUGUGAAUAAGACUGACGAAAACAUUCUUCACACGGUAAAAGAAUGAUAACAUAGCUAACACUUUGCGUUGUUUUGUAUGAGAGGACACGAAAACCUCAACUGUGGGAAAGUUUGAAGCAGGGACUGGCUAUGGCGCGGGAGACCGAAGACCCUGGGAUGGCCAAAGCUUCAAAAGUCAAAAGGCAAAGAAAGAAGAAAACCAAGGAGAACAAAACCCGGAUUGUCCACGCAAACAUACUGUAUGAUCACGCCAAAAGGGAGGAAAACCCAAACCGACACUAUGCAAAUAACAAGAUUAAGACGACCAAAUACACUGUGCUGUCUUUCCUGCCAAAGAAUCUUUUUGAACAGUUUCAUAGGUUUGCCAAUGUUUAUUUUGUUUUCAUCGCUUUGCUGAAUUUUGUUCCAGUUGUUAAUGCCUUUCAGCCAGAACUUGCUCUGGCUCCUGUAGUGUUCAUUUUGUCUGUCACUGCCAUCAAAGACUUAUGGGAGGACUACAGGAGACACAGGUCGGAUAAAGAAAUCAAUCACAUGGAUUGUCUGGUGUACAGCAGAGCGGCGCGACGCUAUGUGGAGAAGUACUGGAAGGAGGUGUGGGUGGGAGACUUCAUCAGGCUGCGAUGUAACGAGAUCCUCCCCGCCGACGUUCUGCUGCUGAGCACCAGUGACCCGGACCGCCUGUGCCACAUCGAGACCGCCACACUGGACGGAGAGACCAACCUCAAGCAGAGGCAGGUCGUCCGCAGCUUCUUUGACCUGGAUUGUGAUUUUGACCCUUUAAAGUACAACAGCAUAAUUGAAUGUGAAAAGCCCAACAAUGACCUGAACAGAUUCCGAGGCUACAUAAUCCAUCGAAGUGGCAGAAGAGAUGCACUUUACAAAGAUAACCUGCUGCUGAGAGGCUGCACCAUCCGCAACACGGAAGAGGCUGUGGGAAUAGUCAUUUACGCAGGUCACGAGACCAAAGCCAUGCUAAACAACAACGGCCCGCGCUACAAGCGCAGUAAACUGGAGAGACAGAUGAAUGUAGAUGUGUUCUGGUGUGUCAUCAUUCUGCUGGUCAUGUGCCUGUUUGCUGCUGUUGGUCAUGGGCUGUGGAUGUUUCAGUACGGAGAUAAGAGACCUGUGUUUGACGUUCUUAGUCCAGAGGGGACAGACUUAUCACCCAUCAUGUCCGCUAUUUAUCUCUUCCUUACUAUGAUCAUCGUCUUUCAGGUGCUGAUACCCAUCUCCCUUUUUGUGUCGAUCGAGAUUGUCAAGAUCUGCCAAGUGUACUUCAUCCAUCAGGACAUGGAUCUGUAUGAUGAGGAGACAGACUCUCACCUGCAGUGCAGAGCUCUUAAUAUCACUGAGGAUCUUGGCCAGAUGCAAUACAUCUUCUCUGACAAGACAGGCACACUGACAGAGAACAAGAUGGUGUUUCGCCGCUGCACUGUGGCAGGGGUGGAGUACUCCCAUGAUGCCAAUGCUAGAAGACUUGCUAUGUACCAGGAGAUGGAUUCGGAGGAAGAAGAGUGUACGUCUCACGGUGGCACCCUGCCCAGGCGGGACAGUGUGACCAGCCACCAGAGCGCCCGGGUGGUGCUGCGUUCCCAGAGCACAAAGUCCCACCGCAGGACGGGCAGCAGGGCGGAGGCCAAGCGAGCCAGCAUCCUGUCUAAGCACACGGCCUUCAGCAGCCCCAUGGAGAAAGAUAUCACCCCCGACCCCCAGCUCCUAGACAAAGUCAAUGAAUGCAGCAGUCAGAUGGACUUCAUGCGCUUUCACAACCAGCCCAUGUCCCAGCUGCCCUCUGAUCUCGCUGACAUCAUUGAUUUCUUCAUCGCUCUCACCAUCUGCAACACGGUGGUGGUGUCCUCCCCCAACCAGCCCAGGCAGAAGGUCCGGAUGAGGUUUGAGCUGAAGUCCCCAGUUAAGACCAUCGAGGACUUCAUUAAACGCUUCACCCCCAGCCGACUGACAUCAGGCUCCAACAGCAGCAGCUCCUCCAGCCUCAUCACCAACCGCUCCUCCAACAAGGGAUGCUCCAGCUUGCUGCCCUCCCCCUCUGCAGAGAGCACGCUAACCAAACUGGACGAGGAGCAGCCUCCUGGAGGCCUGGAGCGCACCUUCAGCCCCGUCCCGCCCUGCUACGACGGGAAGGCUUGGAACCUUGAGGAGGGCGAACUGCGCUAUGAGGCCGAGUCGCCCGACGAGGCUGCACUGGUCUACGCUGCCAGGGCCUACAAGUGCUCCCUCGUGGGACGCCUCCCUGACCAGGUGACUGUGGAACUGCCACACCUGGGGAAGUUGACCUUUGAGCUGCUGCACACUCUGGGCUUUGACUCCACCAGGAAACGCAUGUCCGUGGUGGUUAGACACCCUCUGAUGGAUCAGAUCACUGUCUACACUAAAGGAGCAGACUCUGUCAUCAUGGAUCUUAUCAAACCCCCUGACACAGGAAACUCCAAAGGGAAACGCCAGAAAAAGAUUGUCAACCGGACCCAAAAUUACCUGAACCUGUAUGCUGCAGAUGGCCUUCGCACACUGUGCAUUGCAAAAAAGAUUCUGAGCAAGGAGCACUAUGCCUGCUGGCUGCAGCAUCACCUGGAGGCUGAGACGGCCAUCCAGGGAAGAGAAGAGCUGCUCUUUGAGUCGGCCCUGCGACUGGAGACAAACCUCCAUCUUCUGGGAGCGACGGGCAUUGAGGACCGGCUGCAGGACGGUGUACCUGAAACCAUAGCUUCUCUGCGGAAGGCCGGCCUGCAGAUAUGGGUGCUGACAGGUGACAAACAGGAGACGGCUGUCAAUAUUGCAUAUGCCUGCAAGCUGCUGGACCCUGAGGAGGAGAUCCUGACGCUGAAUGCUGAUUCUCAGGAGGCGUGUGCGUUGUUGCUGGAGGAGAGUUUACACUACAUCCAGGCCAAAUUCCUCUGCAGCUCUACAGACCACACCGCCAAGGCCUUCCACAAUAACUUUGCACCCUUUGAGAUCUAUCCCUCUUCAUCUCCGUCCUCAUCCUCCCACACCGCUCCCUUCAUGGUGCAUCAGCUGGGCCUGGUAAUUGACGGGCGGACCUUGGCCUAUGCCCUGGAUAAGAGUUUGGAGGAUAAGUUUCUGGCUGUCGCGCGGAGCUGUCGUUCAGUGCUCUGCUGCCGCUCCACGCCGCUGCAGAAGAGCAUGGUGGUCAAACUGGUGCGGAACAAGCUGAAGGUCAUGACUCUAGCAAUAGGUGAUGGGGCCAAUGAUGUCAGCAUGAUCCAGGUAGCGGACGUGGGCGUGGGUAUCUCGGGACAAGAGGGCAUGCAGGCGGUGAUGGCGAGUGACUUUGCCCUCCCACGUUUCCGGUAUCUCCAGAAACUCCUGCUGGUCCACGGACACUGGUGCUACUCCCGACUGGCUAACAUGAUUCUCUAUUUCUUCUACAAGAAUGCUAUGUUUGUAGCGCUCAUCUUCUGGUAUCAGUUCUACUGUGGAUUCUCAGGUUCAGCCAUGAUUGACCAGUGGUAUCUUAUCUUCUUCAACCUGAUGUUCUCCGCCUUCCCACAACUCAUCACUGGCACUCUGGACAAAGACGUGUCAGCAGAGACUCUCCAACAACUACCUCAGCUCUAUGUGAACGGCCAGAACUCCGAGGAAUAUAAGCCAUAUAUGUUCUGGAUGAACAUGAUUGAUGCCUUCUACCAAAGUCUGGUCUGCUUCUUCAUUCCUUACUUUGCCUAUGCUGACUCUGACGUGGAUCUGUUUACAUGGGGAACUCCCAUCACCACCCUCGCUUUAUUCACCAUUCUGGUGCACUUGGGCAUUGAGACCAAAACCUGGACCUGGAUGAACUGGCUGUCUAUCGCCUUCAGUAUAGCCUUAUUCUUCACAGUGGCUCUGUGUUACAAUGCCUCCUGCCCCACCUGCUACUCUCCCUCUAACCCCUACUGGGCCAUACAGAGGCUGCUGCAGGACCCCCUCUUCUACCUGCUCUGUGUCAUCACGCCUGUAGCAGCACUCCUGCCCAGAUAUUUCUACAGGGCGUGUCAAGGCACACUGUUUCCCAGCCCGGUCCAAGUUGGAAGACAGUUGGAUAAACUCCCUGCUGAAACCCGCAGGAACAUCCUCAGCCUCAGCAGGGUCAAGGUGGGGUCACCACUCAGCCCCAAGCCUCCCUUCCUGUCCCUCAGUAAGCCCUCCCCUAAAGGUUGCAAUAAAAAAGACCAGAGGAGCUUCCCUACCUCCAAGACAUCACAGCAGCCCAUUUUACAAACAGAUGAACAGGGCCAGAGAAGCCCGCUGGGGCCCACAGACAAUGAGAAGGGCCUCUCAGAUGUCUACACAUUAGUUCCUACAGAAAUAGACACUCUUCCUUACACCAAAGACGCUCCUCCGCUCUCGGGGGAGCCGCAGCCCCCUUCCACCAAAGACUCGGAGUGUCUUGAUAAGACUAUAGAGGCGUCAGAUCUGAGUCUGUCCAGCUGGCUCACCUCCACGCCUCUGCUCACACAGACAGACAGCGUCCAGCUGAACCUGCCUCCUGACGGAGACUCCCAGUGUGUCAAAUACACAAGGAACUCAGAGGAAAGACUCAAGUCUGACCACACCGUUCAUCCAGCACAGAGGACAGAGCAGGUGGCAGAACAGCCGCUGCACACCACCUUGUGAUGUCUUACAGUCUUAAGUAUGUUACUCAAACUCCAAUUUGCACGAUAGUUUUUUAAUCUAAUUUUAUUUUAUUUUCCGAGGAGAUUCUUUUAUAAAAGAUACAAAUAGGUACUUUAUAUUUUGGAUGUUUAAAGCUUGAGAUAUUUUCGAGGCGUGGGAGAUGGAAAAACUGGAAUAUCUCCCGUUUGUUUUUUUUAAUUCUGGGAAAAAUUUUUCCCAACUAUGCAUCUCAGUACUUGAUCAGGUUUUAAUGUAAGGAAGAGCAGAGUAGAGACAUUCCACUGCUGGCUUAUUUGGGAGGUUGUUUUCUCUUUCUGAAAUGGUACUCUGUUCAUUCUUUCAGAUUCGCCUGUAAAUGCAUUAAGACCUGGAUCAGAUGCCACUGCGGCCUUGAAUCAGUGUAGAUAAUCCUGAGAGGAGUCAUUUUAUAUGUUUUAAAUCCCCACAGAAACUUGUUUCAGUGCAUAUUAUCAAAGAGUUUUAUCUUUACAUAAAUCAGCAAAUAGUGGCAUUGGCUCAGUGCACAUUUCAGUCUUGUUGCUGGAUUUGCAAAAAAAGUUUUGCUAAAUUUUAAAGUGUGUUUAUAGCUGUUGUCGCAUAGUACAUUCCACUGAAUAAUUAUGAGAGCUGUUGACUUUAAAAUAUAAUCAUUACGAGAACUCACCAAGAAAUUGGAAAUUGUAGUGUCAGGCUUAAUACAGCAAGAAUCUACCAGAAAUGAUGCUCUGUGUGUGUGUGUGUGUGUGUGUGUGUGUGUGUGUGUGUGUGUGUGUGUGUGUGUGUGUGUGUGUGUGUGUGUGUCCACUGACUCAUUGGAUCUGUUUUAACAGUGCCAACAAGUUUCACAUUAAUAGAAUAGUUUGGCAUUUUUGGCAAAUGAGUUUAUUUGCUUUCUUACCAAGAGGUACAUGAGAAGAUUGAUACCAUUGUCAUGUCUGUCUGUUAAAUAUGAAGCUAAAGUCAGGAGACAGUUAGCGUAGCUUAGCAUAAUUGAUAUGUUAUCUUUUUCGUUUGUUUAAUCCGUACAAAAACGUGAGUCUCGCGUCACCUCAAGGUUGCCAAGCAACCAGCGGAAACUCCAGGAAGUCACUGCUCCUGACCAAGAAGUAGUCCAGCAUAAAACCCCUGAAAAAAACACAAAAUGUUUAGUUUUUACACUCCAGUUUUUGUAUGGAUUAAACAAAAGAGAUACCAUGAGAAAGCGAGGGUCAUUUCAGAAGCAUUUUUUGUUGUAUUUGUUGAAAUUGUCUUUAUAUCCCGACAGCAAUCAAUAAAUCAAAUGUGGCUGUCGCAGGGCUGUAAUAAGCCCAUCCAUUGGCUGGCCUACCAGCCCCCCUGCGCACACUCUGCCCGUGCACUCAUUGCACAUGAAAAUGUGUUUUGGGGGAGCAGCUUUGGAGGGAGGCUUGAAGGGAGGGGGUGGGAUUUUUUUGGUUGGAUACUUUAAAAAUCUAGCUGUCUCUUGCUAGUUUCUCCAACGUUACCUACCCCUAGCUUUCAUUUGGGAGCUUUACAAGUGCUAGUGAGCAGAUGUUAUUACCUUUGGACAGAGCCAAGCUAGCAGUUUCCCCCUGUUUUCAGUCUUUAUGCUAAGCUAAGGUAACAGGCUCCUAGCUGUAGCUUCAUAUUUGGUGUACAGACAUUGGUAUCAAUCUUCUCCUCUGACUCGCAGUGAGAAAGCAAAUAAGUGUAUUUCCCAAAAUGUUGACCUAUUCCUUUAAGCACUGUACAGUAGAUUGACAACAAGCUACCAUCACAUUUCAUAAACAAGUUUACUUGAAGGUCCUUUUUUAACAGUUUAUUUCACGUGCUGAGUUUAUCUCAGCCCAGUCCAGUUCUGUUCUGCAGGUGCUCGGCUGUAAACCAAAAGCUCAAUGGUGAAAGAAGGUCUUUCCCAAAUGUAAAAGAUGCGGCUUUAAGAUUUAAAUUUGCACUUUGAAAGCAUUAUUUUAGAAUUGCCAUUGAGUAUUGUUGGUGCUGGUGGCAUGUUCCGUGCUCAGAUACAGUAUGAAAAGUUUUAUUCCUUUCACACUUUUGAAAGGAAUCAGUUUUAUCAUGCAAAACUAACUAGUAAAAGUAUGGAAUAUUGGAAACAUGCUAUAGUUUGUUCACUUGUUAAGCAUUUAAAGCAGCAGCACCUUUUUAAUAUUUUAUGAUUGUUGUAUCUCUUGUCAUUUUUGUAAAGUGUAUCAUUUACCAAAGAUCAUUUAUAUUUCUGUAUUUUCUAAGCAAUAGUAUGUGCCUUAACACUGGAUAAGAAAUUACAAAUCUAAGUUUUCUUAUGAUGCUGAAGCUGUAUUUGUUUAAAGAUGACGAUGCAUCUUGAGGAGCAUUUUGUGUUGGUGUAGAUGAUAUAUCUGGGGCUACAUGCUAAGUGGUUUCUUCCCCCCUGUCUGUUUUUGCCCACGGUGCCUUUUUCUGGCAUGUUGUUCACAUUCUGACUCUGCAGUCUGUCCACUUUGUUUUAUACUGUAGGUUCUGUCUGUUCUGUUUUUUGCAUCACACUUUAAGUGCCAGAAUGAAGCUUGAGCGUAUUCACUGCUGAAUUCCAACAUACCCACUUUCACAAAUUCCUCACAGGAACAUUCGCUCUCACCGCACACGGCCUUCAACAUAUCUGAGCUCGAUUUGUUGAUUUUUUAUUUUUUUAUUUGAAUUUUGGUUACAAGGUUGGCCUACUGUAUAAGUUCCACAUCUUAUAUUGUAGAUGCAGCUCUCGUAGCGGGAAAUUAUCUGCUGUUAAAUCACUGCGUUCAGUGUCAUUCAAGGCAUUAAUCUAUAUAUUUAAUAGAACCAUGGUCACACAAAGUUCUAGCCUCUCUGGAAACACUGAAGAGCUCCGGCCCAGAACAGCAGCAUCUUGGAAAAACUAUAUUUUAAGUUUUGUUCGGAUAUUUGUUCGGAAAUUUUUCUUAUCAGUUCUGUCAUUUGAGUAAUUUGAAAUUACUUGCACCAUGGCUACUUGUGAACAAAAUAAAAAUUAUAAUAAUAAAAGAUUUA
Messenger RNA from Siniperca chuatsi (mandarin fish), 7923 nucleotides. It is a transcript of the gene atp10a, whose product is annotated as ATPase phospholipid transporting 10A. The transcript has 21 exons. The record is from RefSeq and is a predicted model, not a curated record. Gene Ontology annotation, biological process: phospholipid translocation. Gene Ontology annotation, molecular function: ATPase-coupled intramembrane lipid carrier activity; ATP hydrolysis activity; magnesium ion binding. NCBI's taxonomy places the organism in Eukaryota, Metazoa, Chordata, Actinopteri, Centrarchiformes, Sinipercidae. Bases 424 to 4923 code for a protein of 1499 amino acids. Gene Ontology annotation, cellular component: plasma membrane.